Molecule: messenger RNA, 3490 nt
Organism: Chelonus insularis
Lineage: Eukaryota; Metazoa; Arthropoda; Insecta; Hymenoptera; Braconidae
Gene: Kap-alpha1
Product: karyopherin alpha1
Exons: 5
Coding region: 149-1744 (531 amino acids)
Biological process (GO): NLS-bearing protein import into nucleus
Cellular component (GO): cytoplasm; nucleoplasm; nucleus
Molecular function (GO): nuclear import signal receptor activity; protein binding
Source: RefSeq, a predicted model, not a curated record
GCGAUUGUUCACAUCGACGAAGGUGCUGUCUUUUCCUUCAGGCUUACAGACACAAUAUAUGUAAAAAAGUGUGGCGGUACUCUUCUGUAGGCUCAUACAUUCUUAUGAUAUCAAACGUAUAAAGUUCUUACCGGAACAAAACGCAAUUAUGUCUACCGGACCUCAACAUAAAUACCGAUAUAAAAACGUCGGCUUAGACUCUCAUGAGUUACGUCGACGACGAGAAGAAGAAGGUGUUCAACUUCGUAAACAAAAAAGAGAACAGCAACUAUCGAAAAGACGUAACGUACCAACUAUUGGUGCGGACGAAGCGAGUCUUCCUACUGCUGAGGACUAUCUUGAUCCAGCACCGAUUAUGCAACCUGCAGUAAUAACAAAAGACAUGAUAGAGGCUCUAUAUAGUAAUAAUGUCGAUGAGCAGGUUGCAGCAACUCAAAAAUUUAGAAAACUUUUAUCAAGAGAGCCUCAUCCACCCAUAGAUGAAGUAAUUCAAACAGGAAUUGUUCCCCGGUUUGUAGAAUUUUUGAAAAAUGAUUCGAAUUGUACGUUGCAAUUUGAAGCAGCAUGGGCAUUGACGAAUAUUGCAAGUGGAACUUCACCGCAAACACAUAUGGUGAUUGAAGCAGGAGCAGUUCCUACAUUUAUCACAUUGUUGAGUUCACCCUAUGAAGAUGUACAAGAACAGGCCGUAUGGGCCUUAGGCAAUAUUGCUGGAGAUAGUCCAGACUGUAGGGAUCACAUACUCAAUAGUGGUAUUUUACCACCACUUCUUCAGCUUUUAUCUAAGACUACUCGGCUCUCUAUGACUCGUAAUGCUGUCUGGGCACUUUCGAAUCUUUGCCGUGGAAAAAAUCCAGCCCCAUCCUUCCAGAAAGUGUCUCCAUGUCUACCAGUACUUGCUCAUCUUCUAAACCAUACAGAUUUUGAUGUUCUUGCUGACACUUGCUGGGCACUUUCGUAUCUCAGUGAUGGUCCAAAUCAUAAAAUUCAAGCAGUUAUUGAUGCAGGUGUUUGCCGACGUCUUGUUGAAUUACUUAUGCAUGAACAGCAUAAUGUAGUUAGUGCAGCAUUAAGAGCAGUUGGUAAUAUUGUAACUGGUGAUGAUGUGCAAACUCAAGUUGUCCUGAACUGUUCAGUACUACCGUGUCUUCUUCAUUUAAUGAGUUCUUUGAAAGAGAGUAUAAAGAAGGAAGCUUGUUGGGCUGUUUCAAAUAUUACUGCUGGAAAUCCUCAGCAAAUUCAAGCUGUUAUUGAUGCUAAUAUAUUUCCCGUAUUGAUUGAUAUUCUCGGUAAAGCUGAAUUCAAAACUCGCAAAGAGGCUACCUGGGCAAUAACGAAUGCAACAAGUGGUGGUACUCCCGAUCAAAUUCGUUAUUUAGUACUUCAAGGAUGUAUUCCACCUCUUUGUGAUUUGUUAACGGUUAUGGAUCCUAAAAUUGUUCAAGUUGCAUUAAAUGGUUUGGAAAAUAUUCUCAGACUUGGAGAACAAGAUGCCAGCAUUCAUAACGGUAUUAAUCCUUACACGGUUAUAAUUGAAGAAUGUUAUGGCCUAGAUAAAAUAGAAUUUUUGCAAUCCCAUCAAAAUAUGGAGAUUUAUCAAAAGGCUUUCGAUAUAAUCGAACGUUACUUUGGUUCAGAAGAAGAAGAUACAAGAAUUGCUCCUUCAGUUGACACUCAAGCCCAACAAUUUCAGUUUGACUCUCCCGAUUCAGCACAAUUGCCUGUUCAAAACUUUCAAUUUUAGUUUUGCACGAGCAUGAUUUUUAAUCAUAACAUAAUUAAUACGCUAAUGUUGAUAAGAUCUUAAAAAAAGAGUUCAAACCUUCCUAAAAAAUUCAAUAAAUUUAGAGCAAAAUGUAGAGAAGGUCUAUUUGGACUUUAAAAAAAGUGAUAAGAUACAUCGGGGAUCAUUAUUUCAACAAUUAUUUUCUCAUUGAAGUACUUAAAAUAUUCGAUGAGAAACAAAAUCAACAAAUUGGUAACAGCUGUCAAUAGUACCCUGAUAUUCUUAAUUUAUUGCAAUGUCAAAUGUUAUUUUUAAUUAAUCAGCUCUAUACUGGUUUUUUUCUAAUCGUCAUAGCCAAAAUUUAUAUUAUAUUGUAUAGAAUAUACAAUAAUAUAAUUACUGUUUUUUAGACGUAAAUGUGUCCUGUUAUGAUUGUAUCAUAAGAUUUUUAAUUUGUUUAUCAUGAUUUAAAUCUAUGAAAAAAAAUUAUACAAAAACAUGAAAAUUGAGGUUUACAUAUUUAGAGCUUAAAAAGAGUCUCGACAGAAUAAGUUAAAAAAAAUAUUAAAAAUAAGAUUAGUAAUAACAGUGAAAACAUAAUGUCGCAUCAAAUUUUGGAUAAAUAAUAAUUGUUUAAAGAAUUUAUUAGAACUGUUCAUUAAUAACUUAUAACACCUCAGAGGCUUCUUCACUGAAUUUUUUAAGACGUACGAAUCGGCAUAAAGAAAAUAAACUAGACCAUCAAACUUGUACGUGACCAAUUUCAAAGUUUUUUACUAAAAUGCGGAGCCAGUGAUUUAACUAAACAACCUUUUAUAUUGAAUGUCAUUGCAAAAUGUAUAAUUUAAUUAUUCAAAAACUUUUAUAUAAUUUUUUAUUGUUUUUUGUAUAACGAUUAUUUAUUUCAGCAUGUUUUUCAACAGAAAAAAUAAAAUGUCAAACCAUCAUACUUCAUAAUAUUGAUUUGACAUUCUUUAUAAAAGGUUUGUAACUGUAUAAAUGUAUUAUUUAGAUUUUGACGAUAUUACUAACUUUACUGUAUGUAAAGAAGAAGUCUAAUCAUAAUAUGUCAUUUAGUUGAUCUAGUGCGACAGAGAAAUAUGAAAAAACAUUUCAGUAAAGAAUUUAUAUAAAUACAAUACUGACGAUAAUAACUCUCAUUGCCAGUUUAUGUAGAAGAUAUAUAAAUAUUUUAUAAAUUUAAUCGAAUUAAGUAUUAAACGUUACUUUGCUAGUUAAGAAAAUUGUGUAAUCUAUUUAGUAGUGUUGCAAUUUGUGAUAUGAAUUAAUCACAUAAUUAAAUUUUAAGAUAAAUUUUUUUAAUAAAAAUUAUAUACCAUCAACUUUUACAACAUUAUAUAUUCGAAACAAUAUGACUUUGAUGAUAAAUUAAUGAAUAUUGUUUCCAAAUUUAAUUAUUUUUGUAGCUUAAACAAUUGUUAUAAUAUUUUUUUAUCUAUUUGAAUACGAAUUUAAUAAUUAAACAAUUAUUUUAGUAAAAAGAACUGUAAAUACAAAGCAUAAAUUGGCAAUGAAUUUGGUUUAUACAAUAAAACAAUAAAUGAAUAAUGUGAAACAAUACGGGGACUGUUGACUGUGUUACAUCAAACAAAUUAUUAAUUCCCAAUAACUCAAUAAUUAUUUCUACAAACAAAUAGGGAACAUGAUACAACACUUGAGUCAAUAACUCGACGCUUUAUUUUCAUAAAAGAUUCAUAGAUAAAAGAAUUUAUUGUUAAAAAUAAAACUCAAGCAAUCCUCGUA